GGGGGGCCGGGCGAGGCUCUCCCUGGUGGCCGGAGAUGGAGCCAAGCCAGGCGGCGGCAGCGGCAGCAGCAGCAGCUCCAGCCGCCGCCGUGUCAGUGGAGUAACUCUCUCCGCCCGCUCGGCGCGCUCAGUCCUCCCGGAGCCAGGCGGCCCGGCGUCGGCGGAGGAGAGACGCGGCGCCCCGUCGGGGACGGCAGGGGGACUCGCUGGCUUCAAGGUAAAUGGCCGGGCUUGGCGCGGGGCGGAGGGGGCGCUCGCCCGGAUCUCUUCGUCCUCGCCGGCCUCCUUCCCCUCGGGCCGAGACCCGCCCGGAGCGGCUCCUUGGCGAGGCCCCGCGCGAAGGACGGGACGGGCGCGGAGCUCUUUGUCUGCUCGCUGGCGGCGGGGGGAGAAGCCGAGCCGAGCCGAGCCUGGAGGAAGCGGGCGGGCGCCGGAGAGACCCCUGCGCUGGGCGCGCUCUCCUUCCCGCCUGGAAACUCAGCCGAAGCGCGGCGCCGUCUCUUCCCGGGGCCUCCGGGGCGGCGAGCGGAGUUGGGCGAGGAGACCCCCGGCGUGCCUUGGUCGCGCCCGCUGCCCCUUCCUGCUCCGCCGAGCGCAGCUUGGGGGGCGGACUGGUUUCGGUGGCGGGACUGGAGGGACCGGGCGCCCCCGUGCAGCUUUGCGAGGGGCGGGUGUGCAGGGCUCGGGACGGGGCGCCGGGCACCUCUCCCGCGGGGGGCUCUUUGUGUCCGAAGAGGGCAGUCGUCCCCGAAAUCUGCCCCGUAUUGGGAAAUGUUGUGCCCCAGGAGGGGACAGAGGUGGGGGGGAAAUACAUUUUUGGAAGGGGGUAGUUCAUGAAGGGAAAAAGGUUAGUAAAGUGUGAGGGGAGAGUUAAAUAAGCAAACUAUCCCCACCCCUCUCUAAAUGUGCUUGGCCCCCUCUUGAGAACUCUGCACCAACUUCCCCUGAUUCCUACAGUCUUCUAUCUUGAUUUUACUGCAUAGAAGACUCAAGUGUUCAGAUGUUUAAUUUGUCCAGACUUUGAUUUGCUGAACUGCUUAGUUUUUGCUACAUUGGAGAAGCUCAUGAAUGCGACCUUGUUUGUUUGUUUUUCCUUUAAAGGACAUUCCUAACUAAGCUCAGGUGCAGGCAAACCCUUGAGGAGCCUUGUCCACAAAAGGACUUAUUCUAAGACUGAAAUCUUAAGGCGAAGAGUUUGCUUCUGGAAAAGCAGGCAUAGGAUCAGAGGGAUAACUGGAAAGACUGGGGGUCUGGGAGCAGAUGAAGAAGAGUUCAGCGUAUAUCCACUCAAGACUGUCUCUGUCUUUGACAGAGGACUAGACAGAUUCCUGCAGGAGAGAGCUAUUGAUGGCUACUAGCUAUGAUGGCUCUGCUCUGCUCCACAGUGGGAGGCAGCGAUGCUUCCAAACACCAGUUUCAGGGAACCACAGGAAGCUGGAACCCCUCUUGUGGGUUUCCCACAGGCAACUAGAUCCCCACUGUGAGAACAGGAUGCUGUACUAGGCGGGCUGUUGGCCUGAAGCAGCUUCUGAGAUUUCUUCUUCUUAGAUUCUUCUUCUUCUAUUUGACCCAGAGCACUGGAAUAUAGUCUUUUGGAUCCAAAGCACUGUGGAACUAUUCCGAGGCCCCCAAGAGGGAUUUGGGCUUCUGCUUCUUCAGCGACUGCACCCUCUCACCCGGUGCUGUACAGCAAGCUACUUUUAAAAGGUGGGCCUUUUGAAAAGGCAGUUGAGAGAAGUGUUUCUCCGCCCCUCCUAAUGCCAGACCCACUGAAGCUGAAGGGCAAGAGAGUCAGGAGGACAAUCUGUAGGAAAUAUGUAAGAAUCUGUGGAACGUGCUGCUGCAAGAUGUGGUGAGAGCAGCCAGCUUCAAAUGGCUUUAGAAGGAGGUUAGAAAGGUGUGUGGAGGAGGCGAAGGCUGUCAGAGGCCCCCUGCACCUGGAAGCUGCUUGCUGGGACCCAGAAUGGGAGAGCUGUUUCCCUCCUGCCCUGGCCAUGGGCUUCCUGGAAGCAUCUGAUUGGUCCCUGUGGAAAACAGGAUGCUGGACCAGGCAGGCCUUGGCUCUCUUCCACUCUCUGCAAGUCAUUUGGGGGAUUCUUACUUUGUUUUAUAUAUAACCAUUCCUCCAAGGAAUAUAGAAUGGUGUACACGACUUUUCCCCAUCCACUUUAGCCACAUGGGAUUGCAGGGGUUUGGACUGGGGGACCCUUUUGGUUCCUUCCAGCUCUACGCUUCUGAGAGGCAGGCGGGUCAGUCAGGCUGAGAGAUAGGGAAUGGCCCAAAGGCACCUGGCAACCUGAAUAGCUUAGUGGGAUUUGAAUCUGGCCUCUCCUGUCUUAAUUCAACACAGGUUAGAUUUACAGCACAGUUCCUUACAUGUUUACUCAGAAGUACGUCCCAUUUGACUUAAUGGGGCUCUCUGCCAAGUAACUUUGCAUAGGACUGUAGCCCAAAGCACAAUGCACUGCUUGGAAGUAAGUCUCAUUGAGUUUGUUGGGGCUUACUCCCAUAGCUGUAAUCCUAAACACAAUAACCUAGACUCAGAGCGUAAAGCCAGCUUUCAAGCUCUCUGCUUCUCCCAAAGAUGUAUGUUUACUCAAAAACAUGCAGAGGUUUCCACUUGGUUGUUUUUUGUGUGUGCACCUGCCAUUUAAAGGAAACACUUUUUAAUUUAAAAAAUGCUUUAUAUAGUCUUGAUUGAGCGGAUAAGACCAAUAGUGGGUCCAGUGGCCAAGACAGUGGUUUCUGCAGUGCUAUAGAGGGAAGUGAGGGGCAGAUGGGGCUCUUCCACCUGGAAGGGAGCCCGUCUAGGAGGAGGAACACACUGAUCCUAAACCUCUGCUGCCUUGCAGAAUAUCUUCAGAAGAAGAAAAGGCUAAGGAGUAAACCUUACACAAAUCUGGAGUGGAGUCCCUAUGGUUGGAGGGUGGCCUGUAUGCCUCAUUCUGGCAAUUCCUUCAGCCAAGUUGGUGCUCUGCUUUCCAUUGGACCACAUGAGUGAGGCGGGGGGUGGGGCGUCUCUUGCCAUCUGGCCAGCCCAGGACCUCCACGCACACUGCCCAGGUUUGUGCCCCAGGGAGGUCACUUUGGGGCUGCUAAUGCAGUGGUUUGACUUCACCCCCGGAGGCACACUCCAUUGUCUCUGGAGACGGACGGAUGCCAGCAACAACUCCCCCAGCAGCUAUGGCCAAUGGCCAGGGAUGAUGAGAGUUGUAGUUCAGCAAUAUCUGGAGGGCCAAAGGUUCCCCACACCUGGGCUAGCCCAACUGGUAGUGUCUCACCUGGGUCUCAGGCAAAAAAGGCUAUUCCCCAGGUGUACUUGGAGAUCUGCCCUCUCUUCUGCACUUUUGUUUUUUGUGUUGAUGAAGAAUGGUCUGUUCAUUUCCACUUUCUCUCCUUCCAACAGGGGGCAGCUGCAGCCACAGGAACCAGCCCUGAGUCACCCAAGGCAACAGGCGCACAGGGAUCCGGCUGGCACUCCCUGUGCAUGUACCCCGUGCGUUUGCCUCCCUGCAGGAGGAGGUGGUGGGUUUCCCCCUGCUUGGCAGCCACAGCCCUCACUUCCCCACCCCAGUCAUGGUGGGUCACCUGCAGUUGCAAGGAAUGGAAGACAGCUUGAAAGAGAAGAACAGAGAAGUUUUGCUGGAUAGCCCGGAUUCAGGGCUGCCCCCCAGCCCUAGUCCACCUUUCUACUCCCUGUCUCCGGGCAUCGUUGAAAAUAGACCUGGAGGCAGCAGCUCUUCCACGGAUACCCAGGGACAUGGGCACAGGAAAGAUGGCAAGGAGGGGAACGUGGUAAGAAUUCAUUCGCCACUUGGGUGUCUGAGUGCACGUUACUGUGAUUGCCCUGCUGUGUUUCGGAGAGCGGCCUCUUUGGAAAUAAUUCCACCCUGUGUGCAUAAGAACUUGCUUUAUGCAGAGUCAGACCGUCGGCCCACCUAGUUCAGCGUUCUUUACAUUGACUGGCAGAGGCUCUCUAGGCCAGGGAUUUCCCCCCAGCCCUCCCUGGAGAUACCAGGGAUUGAACCUGGGGUGUUCUGCAUGCGGAGCACCUUUGCUGGCGCUGAUGGAUGGCCUUCCCACUGCAUUCUUUAUCUCAAGCUUGGGCAGUGAUGUCCUUUUGUAGCCCCAAAAGCCUGACCAAGAGAUCUGUGCGAUUCCACAGCCUGCUGCCUUAACACGUUAACACAGGGGCUCUAAGUAAGACAGGUAACCUGAGUUCCUUCAUCAGUCCACAAAAGUUUCUUGUCGUAAAUAAGCUUUUCUGGAUACCCUACCCAAUAUGUAUUCUAGUUAUAGUUUGCCAGCGGGCCAACAGAAGAAAAAAUGUGACUGGCUGCAGAUCAGACCCAGGCCCUAGUGCAACACUUAACUACUACACAACACUGGCUAGUUAAACUUCACCUCCCCUAAAAAAACAACCCACCAUUAAUUGUAAGCCAUUUGUGAAUGGCUUGUAUGCGAUGCUAUAAUCUAAGCAGCAGCCUUUGACUCACAGGCCAGUGAGCCUUGGAUGCUGACUCAGAAUCCAUGCCCAAGCAAGAAAAAGCCUUGCGGGGCAGAAAAUCUGAAGCAAUUUUCUGUGCCUGCUUCUGGAGAGCCUGGAAAUUCAGCUGCGGGUGCCAGCGUACGCUCUAUUCUUGGCUGCUGCUGCUGCCACAAGUCUCUCCUCGCCCAACACCAGGUGACAGCAAAUAGGCAUGGCAGGGGCGCCACUGUUUGGGUUUUGAAACAGCUUCUUCUGGCGUAAGCCCAUGUGAAAAUGGAGCCCAGGAUCUCUUGCAGCAGUUGCUGCCUCUCAUUUGCGCACGGCAGGUCUCAGCCACUUGAUUUUUUCCCAGGUAAUACCCUGCUUUUCUGUCAUUUGCAAAUGGGAUCUGCAACAAGUUGUAGAAGCACAGAGGAACCCUGUUCAGUGUGCCAGCGAGCCAGUCACGCCCUCUUCCAAAAUGCUCCAUUGCAUUCUUAACCCCUUUUCAUUUUCCUUCCCCCAUCUUCACCAAAUUAGCACAGAGUCCUGGGUUCACUGAGCUUACUCCAUUCUCAUCGGAUUGCCUUUUUUUGUGGAGGGUUGGGUAAGUUCGCCUGCUUAGGUUGCUGCCCUGUAAAAUAUUAUUUCUGCUUUUGCAGACCAUGAGUUUCUCUUGGACAUGCAGAUUCCUCCCUCGUGUUUCUCAAUAGCACCGUUUUUGCUGCAGCUCUGUUGGCACUCACCAGCUGAGUUCACUGGUAAAAGGAGUGUUGUAUUCAGGGUGGCCAACAGUCUGGUUUAAAAACUACAUCAUAAAACAGACGCUCUUCCAAUAUCACCGUUAAACAGGAGGAAGACUAUCACAACAGAUUUAGAAUCAUCAGAAAUAAAUCGGCUAAAAAGUCCCAAUUCAACAACACAUAAAACUCAAACACCUGCGGAAGCACCUGGGGCUUUGGUACCCAUCUAAAUACCAGAAAAAGGAGGAGCCAGAAGGAUCUCUCCAAGGAGGGAAAGCCAGAAUUCUAAGGUCCACUGCAGAACAUAUCCUAUCUUCUGCUCUGUCUGCAAAGUGGCACUAGCUGUUUAAAACUAGGACGAGAGGGUGCAGAUUAGGUGACUUGGUUUGCCCGGUGGUGGUCUGUAGGUUCUGUGGUCACUGUUGCCUAACAGUGAGUGUAUCUUUUUUUUUUUUUGCAAUCUUAAGCAUGUAAAUCCUCCUGAAAUCAGUGAGAUUUAUGCUCUAAUCAUUAUGUUUAGGAUUGUAGCCUUAAUUUGGCUACCUUCAUGGCACAGAACUUGCAAAAUGAAAGAUAGCCACUUUAAUCCGCCAUAAGGGUCAAGAGCUCUCUUUAUAUUCAUUUAUAUACAUUGCAUUUGGAUUUUUAUUUAUUUUUUGUUUGUAGGAAGUUGUGUUUCUCUUUGUAUCUCUCUAAAUGCAGAGAAGAAGGGCUCCUAGUCUUCAUUUUAAGACCUAUUAAAGAGAAAUGGGAAGAAUGAUUAUAGUUCUGUCACUCUGGUGACCCUGGUUGAAAAGUUUGGGGCAGUAUUCUGAAAUUCUUUUGGCAACUCUGCUUACAAACAAGAGGGAAAAGAAGAUGGGGAGUGCCCCCACUUUGCUGGUGGUGCCAUACUAUGCCCAUGGGGUAACUGGGCACUGCCUGCUCCUCAACUGCCCCCCGCCGCCAUGUGCCCUGCUGGUUCCUCCAGCCAGCUUCCCAGCCAGGGUAUGGGCAAGCAUUGCCUGCUAGCCACUGCAGCCUCCGCCAAGCAGUUUCUCCCAGCUUACUUGCUGCUCAGGCAGGACUCCAGCCCAUCUUUCCUCCUGAGUUGGAAGGAGUUCUGGAGUCUCCAGGCCAACAGCUGUGUCCUGUCCCAGCUGUUUCAUAUCUGGCUUAUCAGGCAUAAUGGCACAAGAAGCAUAAUUUCUCAGGGAGAAAAGACCUGGCUCUUAAAAAAAGGUCUUCCCCAGGUGGUAAAAGGAUCUUAACAUAGGCACCCAGAAAGCCUCCUUGGGGAGGACAUUUCAGUCAGGGCACCACCACCGAAAAGGCUCUCACCUAUUUAGUUGGGGAAACCAGGUCCGGGGCAUCUGAUAAUAACUCAACGCCUGAGCAAGCUUACUCAGGAGGAGGCAACCUUCAGAGGUAGCCUGCCUCCACAGUGGGCAGCAGUGGAAUGCCAUAGCUUCCUCCAGCAGGUUUUCCCCAUGAAUAGAAGAAGCUGCUUUGAGUCACACCACUGGUUCAUUUAGCUCAGUAUGGCCUCUGCUGGCUGGCCGCCUCUCUUCGGGGUUUCAGACAGGGCUUCUUCCCAGCCUUGUCCAGAGAUGCCAGGGAUGGAAUAUGGCACUAACUGCAUUCAAUGUGUGCCCUUUACCAUGGAGACAUAGCCUUGCAGUUUGCAGUUAUUUUGAUCCACAUUUAAGAGCCCAGGGACUGUGAGAUAUUUAAUGUGGGUGAGACUCCUGCCCAGAAUUGAACAGGACCUUCUCCAAGUGACACAUUGAGUUUUUCAGCCUACUUGGCAUAACCUUGCCUCUGCUAUAUGACAUAUCAGACACUUCUAGAGUCUGAUAUGACACUCUUGGAUCUUUUUACUUCUAAAGCAGCUCAUAGUAGUGAAGCAAUUUCUUGCUUGCAUGAUACAAGUCUCCAUUGUGUGAGGAAACUGCAUGCCAUGCUUAUAUAAUGUAUAUUAAUGCACAUUAAAUAGACAUGAAGGCACCAUAAGCCUCCAGGGCCCAUCUAAAAGGCUGUAGUUGUACAGCAUUUUACUUGUGUUUUCAAUGUUUAUAUGGGCAAUUGCCUCAGAGCAACUACCAAGAAUAAAAGUUGCAUUGUGAAGAAUCCUGGGGAACAGAGAAGAAUUUAAAUGUUUCUGAAAGUUAUGGUGAAAGACUUAAGUUGCAUAAGAGUGAAAAAUUUGAAAUGCUUCUAAAUGCUUCCACUUCAUACUAUAGGAAAAUGAAGUGCAACUUUAAUUCAAUGUAAAAAUAUAAAUGUGUAGUCAAAACAGAUAAAAUUGCAAAUAUGAUACAAUGACAAACUGAUUUGCCUAUUCAGGUCAAAGUCUGAUCAAAAUCCAUCUAUGACCAAAAGAUGACAACAUUUUUUUUUCAGAGACCAGAUACAUUUCAAACUAAUUUAUCUUCUUCAGUGGUCAGAAGAAAAUUAUUUUAUGCUACAGUGGUACCUCGGGUUACAGACGCUUCAGGUUACAGACUCCGCUAACCCAGAAAUAGUACCUCGGGUUAAGAACUUUGCUUCAGGAUGAGAACAGAAAUCGCACAGCAGUGGUGCGGCGGCAGCAGGAGGCCCCAUUACCUAAAGUGGUACCUCAGGUUAAGAACAGUUUCAGCUUGAGAAUGGACCUCCAGAACGAAUUAAGUUCUUAACUCAAGGUACCACUGUAUUUGGCCACAAGGAAUUGGUCCACUAGGUUAGUUUGAAACGAUGUGGUGAGUUCGCCAUUUGUAUAAUGCAGGACCGUUGAAAUUACUAUGCACGUGUGGUACUAAUUAGUACAGGAAGUUGUAUUAUUGUGGCGAGAUUGAAGCAGUGACUCCUUACGUCUUUCCUGAUUCUGUGUUCCAAACAUGAAUAAGGGUUGAUGAGAAGUAAGACUUGAUGUAUUGCCUUCAUCAGUAUACACUGUCCAAGUGCAGAAGACCAGGAACCGUGGGUGGGCAGAGCGCUGUUGCACUUGGGUCCAGCUGGCACGUGUCCCACUGGCAUCUCUUCAGCCAUUGUGAGAACAGGAUGCUGGGACUAGAAAGGCCAUUGGCCUGAUCCAGCAGGCUUUCCUUAUGUCUUAGAAGAUGGCACAGACUUGGGCCACGUCUUGCAUUGAAAGCACUGUUAUACUACUGUUAAAAGUAGCAACUCAUGGUAGCAGUCAUGGCUUCUCUCAAAGCAUCCAGGGCACUGUAGCUUGUGAAGGGUGCCAAGAGUUGCUAAGGAGACCCCUACAGUUCCCAGAGUGGUUUAGAAAUCAAUAUGUCUUCCCAAGGCACUCUAGAAAUUGUGGCUUUAUGUGGGGAGGCUCUCCUAACAAACUCUUAACACCUACAGCAAUAUAUAGUUCCCAGGAUGCUUUGGGGGAAAGCUGUGGCUGUUUAAAGUGGAAUGAGAGUGCUUUAAAUGUAUGGUGUGGACGUGGCCUUGUUCUCUGUUGUUGAAGAGGACAGUAGUUACUAGGAGUGAUGGACAGAAAUGACAACAAUGCAGAUUUUGGCUAAACAUUAGAACAUCCUUAUGUGCAAGAACCGUCUGGCAGCAGGACAGAUGACCCUGGAAGGUGGUGCGCUCUCAUUCGCUGGAGGUGUUGGAGCAGUGAUUGGACCUGCCUAGCAUCUCAUGAUAUGAUGCUGUAGCUGCAUCAUGCAUUGAAGAUUCACCAGCCUUCCAGCAUCCCUUCUACGUUCUUUGAUUUUAAGAAACUUGGGGAAGUGCUGGAAUCUUGGCUUCAUUUUUAAAAAAAAGUUUCUGGCCCUCACGGUUGCAGAGAAAAGCAUGAAAAUAGGAAGACGGUUGAAGUGGCCAGGAAUUCGAGGGGUUCUGGGCAGGUUUCCAGCGGGUCAGGGUGGAGUUUCUGUGCCUGGCACAGCUGUGUAUCUUCUGCCCUUAUUCUCCUGUUGUGCCUCCCUCCAGCCUUGCCAAAAACGAGUCAAAUUCUGCAAAUCCCCAGCGAAAAUAUACUAUGCAUUAUAAGUAACUUUACGGAAAUUUGCUUGGCUUUCCAUAAUUUAUUCUGAGUGGCGUAUUUGUGUUUCCUUGGCAUGGAUUUUGGAUUCCUUGGCAUUGGCUUUGGAUACUUUCUUUGGCCAGAAGUACUGGAGCAGGAGACCACUUGUGUUGCUGGAAUUUCGGGACUUUGCCUGUCUGUGGUUAUUGAAAAUGACGGUGGCAGUUUUGCUUUAGAAAUCUCUCUCUCUCUCUCUCUCUCUCUCUCUCCCUCUCCCCAUCUAAACUAGCCUGACUCCAAUUCUGAAAACAUACAAUUCACCACCAGGACAUCCUUUAGAGUCUAGGCUGGGUGCUAUGCCCUUUUUCCUUUAAGAUCAGCUGGUUAAAAUCCAGAGCAUGAUUAAAAGGUAAGCUACCAGUCUUAGCAUUCAAGGGAGAAGAAAAGCUGUUAUUUCCUUCUGCAGCUGAUUGCCAGCUGCGCUCCUGUUUUCCCACUGCAACCACUUUGUCUCAUUUCUUGACUGCCAAAGAAAGAAGAUUGGGAUAUUUUGGGAUUCUAUCAGCCUUUCUAAACCAGCAGGAGAAUGAGCAGGAGGUAUAUUGAAAAGAAAAGUUGAGGGGGAGAGUAAAGGGAAACAUUAGGGAGACUUUUUAAUCAUCAGAUUAGGACAGCCAUGGGCAAACAUUGCAGGCGUUUGUGAAGUCUUGCAAAUAAGUCUAAACAAGUAAGAACCAUCCAAGUAAAGCUGCCCUAGUCUAAAACAGAGUUUCUCAAAUGGCGACCUCCAACUUCUAUUCAGAUUAUUUGCUGGAAGGUUGUGGAACACUUUGUUCAUAAAGAACAGCAUGUCCAUCAGAGUAGAAAGGCAAGCCCACAGUUAUCACAACACACAUUUAUCAUCAUCAUCAUCCAGCCUUUUCCCCAGACAACUUACAGAAUAAGUAUAUUAAGUGGUCUGUGCAAUUAUUAAGUAGUCCACAGAGGGAAAAUUUGAGAAACUCUGGUAUAAAAGAAACCAGAAGCCAAUGUUUCUAGGGCUUCGCAUGUGUAGUUGCCUGUGGUGGACAUUUGCUUGCGGCUGGUAACCAGGCAAGUGGCUGUUUACAAGCAUGAACUUAUUCCUAACUUCCAAUUCAUGUUGUGUGAACUGCAGGGAGGAAGGGGAGAGAAAUUAUGCCUCAGACCCUUGAACUCUGUAUUCAGAGGGUCUCUAUACACCCACAAGGAGAGGGUCUACAUUUAUUUGGGGGGGGUGUACUUUUUACCUUGUUUUUCUGUGGCAUUUCCGUCAUCAGGUUUGCUGACAUGUUCUUGGGCAAACAUUUUUCUGAGGUGCGUUAGGCCAUGAGGAUGCUCUGUGUGUUUGCCGUAUGGGUUGGAUAGCCUAGAAAUUGCCAUUCAGCUCAUAAAGAAAGGAAAAACCACAAUGUUCUUCUGCAUUCUUGCAAGUGUAUUUCAUCCCACAAGUUUUGUCAGUUCAUAACUCAGUUGUUGGUUGUUUUUAGCAAGAACAGGUGAUGUCUGCUUAGUGAAUAAAAUUUGCUAUGUUGCAUUUUUUCGUGUUACAGCUUCCUCCCACUCCUUUGCUGUGCUGAGAGGGUCAAAUAACUUGUUCGGUUUCUCCUAUGCUUUCAGUAUUUCUUUCUUUUUUCUAAAGAUAAGUAGACACAGAGGGGAACAAGCUCCUGUCCUGCUCCUUUCCCCCUCUCCCAGCAGAAAUACAUAACUAAUUGGGGCUUCUAAUCAGAACACUUAAUCAACAGGCUGUGUGCAAAUCCAGAUGGCCAUUUGUCAUGGAUGCUUUAAUUGAGAUUCCUGCAUAGCAGGGGGUGGACUAGAUGACCCUCAGGAUCCCUUCCAACUCACCAGUUCUAUGAUUCUGUGAUCUUGCUUGCCCCCCUUUGCACACAUUCCACCUGGUCAAUCUCCAUCUUAAACUGUGGUGCCCAGAACUGGACACAGGACUCCAGGUCUGACCAAGUCAGUACAGAGAGGUACUAUGACUUCCCGUAAUUGGGACAUCAUACAGUGGUACCUCUACUUACAAAUGCAAUCCAUUUCGGGGUGCUGUUCACACCCCGAAGAGUCUGUAAGUAGAGUGCAGCUACUGUGUGUGUGCGAAGCACGCAGAUCGCUUCUGCACAUGCACGCGGGGCGAACAGUUUGCUGCGUUUGUAACCUGAAAAGCCGCAACACGCAGCAAACGUAACAUGAUGUAUGACUGUACUUUUUGUGCUGAUGCAUCACACUGUUGACUCCUGUUUGUGGUCUACGAAGGUUCCUAUAUCCUUUUCAUAUGUACAGAUGUCAAGCCAGGUGUCUUCCAUCAUAUAUUUAUGAAUCUGCUUAUUCCUGCAGAACCUUACAUUUGUCCCUACUAAAAUUCAUUUUGUUAGUUUGGGCCCAGUUCUCCAAUCUGUUAAGGUCAUCUUGAAUCCUGAUUCUGUCUUCUGAGAUAUUUAUUUAUAAAUUUUGUAAAAAGAAAGCAAUAGGCCGACCCUUCCAUUAGGCAAGCUGAAUCAAUGGCAAAUUUGUCCCUGCCAGCCCCUGCUCACUUGCCUUGCCAUCCGGCCCAAACAACGGACAGCUGACACCACCUGCCCACCUGGCUCAUGGCCAACCCAUACCUUCCUCUGAGGCAUUUUAGGCAAGAUGGCCCAAGAGAGUGCUUGCAACUCUACUGCCUUUCCACAAUAACUAGAAAUUAGUUUUAAAAAUUAAUUAAAGGGAAUAAAAAUUAAAGGGAAUAAGAAAAAAUUUAUUCCUGUUAAAAUGAAAUGUUACAGCCCUAAUUAUUAGUUGACUAAUGGAUUACACUUGUAUACAGUAGUAGUAGUAGUAGUAGAAGAAGAAGAAGAAGAAGAAGAAGAGUUUGGAUUUGAUAUCCCGCUUUAUCAUUACCUGAAGGAGUCUCAGAGUGGCUAACAUUCUCCUUUCCCUUCCUCCCCCACAACAAACACUCUGUGAGGUGAGUGGGGCUGAGAGACUUCAGAGAAGUGUGACUAGGCCAAGGUCACCCAGCAGCUGCAGGUGGAGGAGCGGGGGAAUCGAACCCGGUUCCCCAGAUUACGAGACUACCGCUCUUAACCACUGCACCACACUGGCUCUCAUGUAGUACCUCUGGUUACGUACUUAAUUCGUUCCGGAGAUCCGUUCUUAACCUGAAACUGUUCUUAACCUGAGGUACCACUUUAGCUAAGGGGGCCUCCUGCUGCCGCCGCACCGCUGCUGCGCGAUUUCUGUUCUCAUCCUGAAGCAAAGUUCUUAACUGGAGGUACUAUUUCUGGGUUAGCGGAGUCUGUAACCUGAAGCGUAUGUAACCUGAAGCGUCCGUAACCCGAGGUACCACUGUAUUAUCCAAACGUCAGUAUAGGAACAUCGGAAGCUGCUUUAUUCAGACCAUUGACCCAUCAAGCUCAGUGUUGUCUACACAGAUUGGCAGCAGCUCUCCAGGGUUUCAGGCAAGAGACCUUCCCAGCCCUGUCUGGUGAUGCCGGGGAUUUUGAACCUGGGACCUUCUGCAUGCAAAGCAGAUGAUCUAUCUGCAUAGAGCUCUUUGGAGACAUCUUGGCACCAUUUAUUAAAAUGUGAAUUAAAACUAUGGUUCAUUCUUAGAAGGGAAGGCCAUUUUAAUGUCCUUCAAAUUCUGAACUCUUCCAGUUAACCCCACCUAAUUAAAUAAAUUAAUAAACUGCUCCGUUACAAGCACCCCACUCCUUACUGAUGCUUGUAAGCAGGGUUGAAGGCAGGCCAGCACUAAGCAAGGUUGUAGUUCCCUUUUGGAUACGAUGCAAGAGGCACACCAGAGAGGCUGUUUUCCAUAACACUGUAUAUGUAUACCAGCUGUUCUUGAUAAUUGCAGGGCAGAACAAACUGCUUUAAAAUGGGCUGAAUCUGCAUUUCCUCACCCACCCCAAAUGAAAGCUCCUGGCAGAAGCCCAAAGGGGCUGAUAGGAAUGUGUUGAAGGAGGAAAAUGGAAUCAUGAGCAUUUAAAAAACACCUCAAUCAUGAAUGUUGCAGGUUCCUUGGUCCAUCAGUUCAGUGGAGCUGCCACAAGUCAGCCACAGGUAGCUGCACCAAGUGGGAGCCAGGUGCUAGGAUUCAUGGGUCAGCAUGGGAAGGUCAAACCAGAGAGCAAGCCAGGAGUGACUCUGGUUACCCACGUACAGCCCCUGACCAAUCAGGAAGUCUUUGGAGCCCUUCCUGUUGAAGAGAGCCAAUGGUCGGCCUGGACAGGUCCCUCACUGCCUGGGAGAUGCUACAGCCAGUGUUAGAAGCUCAGGUAUAUAAGCUAGGUGACAAAUGGCUCCUUAAACCAGGGGUACAGUCACCAAAAUGGAAUAUCUACAGUAGUUGCCACUUUGGGGCCAGACAGCUCAAAAGUUGUAUUUUCCAGGACAACUUUUCAUUCUGAUUUUGUCGAUAAAAUAUAAUGGAUAGAAUUGUACAGGAUGUGGUAUUAGUGUGUGAAAAGAGUCCAGAUCCAAGGAUCCCCAGGCAGGCACCUCCAGAUGGUGAAGACGUCAGGUGCCAUCCUGGCACUUAGGCAUCUUCACUUGGUUGCAAGCGGCUGAUAGCCAGGGGCAAAAUGUGCCUGGUGAAUUGAGAAUGUCGCUGCAGCCUUUAGAAGGUUUUUCCGUUUGGGCAAAUGGGGUCCUGUCACACCACUCUCUGCCUGCCUUAAUCCUCCCCCUGUUGCCUGGAGAGGAAAGAUCUUUCUUUUUCUUUUUUGUGAUUCAACCUUUAGGAGUGAGCUUUCUGGUAUGCUGCUGGGAGGUGUUUUGGGACAAAGUGAGGCAAAAGCAAAAUAAGUAACUAAUUAGUAAUAAUAAUAACAACAGCAAAACAACCACAGUUUUAUAGGAUGAAGCCGUUUUAGUGCCUUUUGUUACCUUCAAGCUUUCUGAGCUGGGAGAUGCAAUUCCACCACCGACUACUUAUCAUCCAGAUGUUUUGAACUUCAAUUCCCAUAAGCUCCAGCCAGCACAGCCAUGGUGAGCUGUCGUCCAAAUCACCCAGAGGGCACCAGGUUGGGCAAGGCAGGCUUAGAGAGUGAUGUGCGGAGAGCUAGUGCAGUGUGGUGGUUAAUACAUUGGGCUAGGACCGCAAAAGCCUGCAUUGAAAUCCCCACACUGCCAAGAAACUGACUGAGUGACCUUGGGCCAGCCGGCCAGCCACUGUCUCUUAACCUACCCUACCUUAUAGGGCUGUUGUGAAGAUUAGACAGCAUACGGGUGCUUUCCUGAGCUUUUUUUGGGAAAGAACAAAAAUAUAAUAAACAGUCAGGGUUGGAACCAACUAAAAAACCCCAAAUGUCAUAACCUUUCCUCAUAGAGGAAUUGCUCCAACCCUUUAAUCGUUUUGGUUGCACUUUCCUGAACUUUUUGCAGUUCCAUGAUUUUUGAGGUGUGGAGACUAGAACUCCCCAGAGUUUCCCAAGUGCACCCAUACUAUACAUUUGUGCAUCAUCAUCAUAUUGGGUGCUUUCUUUUCAAUCUCUUUCACAGUGAACUCUAACCUGGGAUUUGCCCUUUUCACAUCAGCUGCACAGGUAGACACCCUGAGUAAGUCACGCUCUCAGCUUAACAAGGAUUCUUGUGAGCAUAACAUAGGAGGUGAGAGCCACACUGUUACCUUCAGCUUCUGAGUGGAAGGGGCAAGAUAAAAACGCAAUACAAAAAGUAAAUACAAAUAUACCAAGGCCCCUGAUUUGAGAUCACCCAUCCCUGAGGGCUGGGCAAGGAAGCCUGGAGGGCGGUUUUCAGCCCUGAGCCUGAACAUGCCCUUCCUCUGACUAGGAGAGGAGGUGAAAUUUGAAUUGCGUUCACAUGUAAAGGCAAACCUACCUAAUUUGCACAUUUCAAAACUAUAUGGGGACCAAAACACAACAAUUCUUCAAAGUUCACACGUCUUUCAAUUUUCUUUGCAGUUCUCCAGGCAGGUAACGUGAAUAAAAAUGCAUAUAACGGGAGAGACAUGUCCAUAAAAAUGCUUAUAUUAGUGAAAAUAAUAUACAAAAAUGUGUUAUUUAAGGGGAAAUGGCUUUGCAAAAAUGUGUAUCUUGGGCAGAAUUGCAUACAAACAUGUGUAUGGUAGGAUUAAUUUCCACUAAAAUGUUGAUGAAUUUUCAUGAGGGCUACACACACACACACACACACACACACACACACAACCAACCACAGUGCCAUUGAGUAAAGGGCCAGUUUUAUGGUCCCUGGCAUUGGAGGCUGCUGCACUGGGGCAAAUGGGGCACUGCCCCACUGAUCUCAGUCUGCCUUCAGCGUGCAGCCACACCAGUUUGUGGGCUCUGACCAUCAUUGGUCUGCCUGCCGUUGGUUCUAGCUCCACCCACUAGUGUUCUCCCUACCUUCUGUCUUCCCAGUCCCAAUGGGCACCGGUAUCCAUGGAUGGCACACUGCGGACCUCCCUGUCUGUGGGUGGAGAUGGUCAACCCCAGAGACCUUUAUGUUGUCGCUACUGGAAAAAGUGGUGUGUAAACAUAGUAUUUGCAUAAAGCAGCAUAUACUCAGCAAGCAAAAGUCUGCCAAAAUAAAAAUGCCCUUGCUGACCUGUGAAAAACUGCCACAGAGGGAGCCGUCCACACUUCAGUGGGCCAGGUGUUCCAUAGUUACUGGUGCAGCCACUGAGAAGGCCCUGUCCCUUGUUGCUGUUGAUGCUCCCUCCACCCUGGAUGGGAUGUAGAGAUGUUUGUUGUCCCUCUCUCCUUCGCAAUGGAUCCUCAGAAGCUCUAUUUACGAUCUCCCAUGUGGCAUUUUGCGCCCGACACGUUACCUUCAUCAUGCUCUCGUUAAAAGCCUCAGGGGCACAGGAGCAUCUGAUCAAAAUGAAGAUGGCAAAAAGGCAGUUAUUUAAUUUCAGCCAUGUCAGAAAACCCACUCUCCUGGGCCCUCCCCAUACGGUUUUCAUUGAUGUAGCAAAAACCCAGAAACAUCUGUGAAACAGGGAUGGGCUUGUUUGCUGAGCUCAGCAGGAGGGAAGCUUGCGGUUAAGCUUGGUUUUGCCUCCUUGCAGGUCCUUUAAAAACAAAAAGCCAGAACAAAAAACCUUGGCUCUCCGAGAGCUCUAGCUGGGCAGGCAAGCAGAUGGAAAGGGGCAAGGGGUGUGUGUGGGGCAGGCAGAGGCAGGGGGAAAAGCCAGGAAGGGAUGGCACAUCAAACCAGUGUGUGUUGGGGGGGGGGGGAAGACAAAGACAGAAGCUGGAUUCAGACAACCAAUAAUUUCCUAACCCUCAGAUGUUUUUACAGUCACUGUGGGGGUGGAAUUCACUAGAACUGGGACAUAAUGAAGUAUAACUUAGGCUGUUCUGUGGGGGACGACUAUUUUUUAUAUGUUAUAUGAAAAUGUUUAAUGUUUAUAUGAUUUUGGGUUUUUUUAUGGUGUAGCAUAUUUAUGUUACUGUUUUUAAAUAUAAAUUGCUUGGAGACCUUUUUAGGUAACAAGUGACUAAAGAUAGAUCGUAAUAGCACAAGAGCCCUGUGUGACCAGAUCAAAAAGUCACCUUUGGCUAUUUUUAGUAUAAUAUUAAGGAAAUGUAUAUAUUGCCCUUCAUUAUGCAGUUACCACAAGGUGUUUUCCAACAUAAUAUAUAAAGAUUAGUCAUAUUGUACAGUACUAUAAACUAAAAUCCAGUUUACAGCAAUUACAGGUAAACAGCAGCUGAUCGGAUAAACUAAAGUCUUAAGCACCAGCUGAAACGGAAAUAAAUUAAAUACUGUAUUUCAAAAAGCUUGAGAGAUCAGGUAUGUUCUAGCCAUGUGUCUAAAGUUUAGUCAACGUAUCUAUCUGUGCCUCUAGUUCUUGUUUUUAAUCUCUAUGCUGCCUUGAGUCCCAUCACGGAAGAAGGCAGGGUAUUUUUUUAAAAAAAAUCUAAUAAAAGGGGUUGUGAGUUCUACAUUUGGGGCACCAGUACAGAGUAGGCCCUGUCCCUACCUUGCUGGGUUCAUGGCCCAUCUCAGUCUAUAAAGGAAAAGGUAUCAAAUACCUGGACAUUUGGUGCUUUAUAAGCCAAAACCUACAUCUUGAAUUGGGCCUGGUAAUAUAGACGCAGCCAAUGCAGACUCUUCGUACAGAAGCACUUGCCAAUGCUCUUGUGGCAUCAUUAAUAAUGAUUGCUGAAUAUUGAGGAAUACCUUUAUGUGGACUAGUGGCUGGUGAAUUUAACUUUUUUUGGAGCAAUCUAUCCUAUAUAAUAAUAACUGGGCAACAGUAUUGAAAGUCGCAGCUAGAACAUAUUAUGAUUUAGAACCCAGUCUUCAAAUACUUGCCUGGGAAUAUGUUGCACGGAAUUCCUCUGAUCCAGGGAGCCUUGCGUACAGACUGCCCACUCAGAAUGCCACUAUUUUCUGCAAGUCACUUUGGGUCACUUCUGUGAGGAAAGCAAUUAAUAAGUAUGGUAAAUUAUUGACACUGUUCUAUGCUAGCUGCAGACCAGCUUCCUUUAUAUGCCACUUCCCGUCCAUUUUAUCCUCACAACAGCAACCCUGUGAAGUAGGUUAGGCUGAAAGUGACGGGCACAAGUGAGCUUCGUGGCUGAGCAAGGGUUUGAACCUGGGUUCCCCUGGUUCUUCUCUGCCACUCCAACCACUACACCACACUGUCUCUCUCCUAGUCCAUUCUGCUUCCAGCUGUGGCCAGCUGGGUACUUCUGGCAUGCAAGCACUGUGCAAAGGGCAUGACCCUCCCUAGCAAUGGCAUUCAAAAGUGUGCGCUGUCUGAACAUGGAAGUUAAAUGGCUAAUGUCUAGGGCCCCCCAUGAGAAUAGAGAGUAUGCAGCCAAACUAUGGACGAGUGUCAGAAAUCUCUUUUUCUGCAACUAAGUCAGAACUUAGGAAGCUGCCUUGUACCAAGUCGGACCACUGGUCCCCUUAGUUCAGUACUGUCUACACUGACUAGCAGCAAUUCUCCAGGUUUUCAGAGAGUGCUACCUGGAGAUGCCAGAGGUGGAACCUGCAACAUUUUGUGUUCUGCUCCUAAGCUGUGAGCCUUCCCUUAAGCUGUGUUGAGAGUGGAGCCGUGUGUGCACAUGUUCCCUUCAUAAGCCUUGCUCCUUUGGAUUUCCACAACUGGUCCUCCUCAAAGGAAAAGAAAGGCUGGUUGUCUGAAUGCACUCGGGGCUCGUCCAGACUUCCUUUUGCACCCUGCUCUCCAGGCACAGGUCCACACUUUGAAGCUCCAUGUCUGCGUGAGGUUUCUUUUUGGUCCUGGCACUUUCCCUGGGGAAACCCAUUUUCACCACUGGAUCAAAACAAAUGGCAAUGCAUGGAAUAUUGCCUUUUGCUCUAAUUCAGCAGUAAAGUGCAGGUUUUUCUGGGGGUGGGGGAGGCUGGGAUGAAAAAGAAAGUGCAGCACCAAAGGAAGUCUGAAUAAACCCCCAGAAAAGAAGUGUAUUCUGUGGGUGUUCCAACAUUGGAGCAGCUGAGGCAGGUGACAAUGAAAACCCUUUGGAACUGACAAGGGGCUCGUCCACACUUCCGCUUGUCCCUUGCUUAGAGAGCAUUGGUCUGAACGGUUUCCCACCUGCCCCUUGCUUUCUAGGCAUGGGCCCAAGCGGUUUAGCCUUUGCCCCACUGUUUCAUCCCGGAAAACCCACUCUUUUGCGGUAAAUUGGAACAAACUGCAGUUUUGCAGAAAAUGCAGUUGCUGUUUGUUCCAAUUCAGCGCUAAAGAUCAGGUUUUUCUGGGGGCAAACAGUGGUGCGGAUAAUAAGAAUUAUUAAUAUUGUUAUUUAUUAAAUUUGUUUAACGCCCUUCAUCCAUAGAUCUCAGGGUGGUGCACAGCAUAAAACUACACGAUAAAAACACAAAAUGCAUAAUAAAAACAAGAAUAAACGAAUAAUCCCCCCUCCUAAGCCCAAAGAGUGCAUGUAGAGCUGAUUACGUAAUGGCACACCUCCAGAUGACACAGAUUGAAGCAUCCACAAGUUCAGAUAGACAUGGUUUAAAAAGUCAGCUCGUGUAACCUUCACAAUAAGAAAAAAGUUGUGUGAAUUAACACUUGCUUUCAUAUACAUCUGUUUAGGAGCAGAGUUUAGCCUUGCGGUGCUUCCCAAACAUAUACUUCUGCAUUCUGCAUCCUGGAACACUGUAUGCAUAUUUAAGCCUUCUUGAUCUGGACCUCUGUUUCCUGAUGUUGUUCUGCACUGAUUUUGAGGUGGAAAGCUAACUUGAAGCAUACCCUUGUACACAUCUGUGUUCUGUUAGGAAUGUAAGAGCCCUACUGGCUCAGACUAGCAUCGUGUCCUCACAAUUCCAUGUAUGUGAGAAGCCCACAAGCAGGGCACUGUUGCAGUGUGAAAUGUUUUCCCAUUACACACAUGGUGUUUCUGGAACUGGCCCGGGUCUGAGCUGGCCUGUACCAUAUGUGAAAAUUGCGGGUGUUCAUAGGAACUAGGGUGCUUGUGAGAAUUAAACAGGUCCACAGCAAUAGCUUUUCUUACCUAUGCUUAAAAUUAACCACGGAUUCAACUGUAAACAUCUCAGCAGGCUCCAGAUUCCUCAUGUGUUUCCAUUUUGCUCUUCCUCCCAUCCCCCUGCCCUGUAGAUCCCUUAUCUUCUUCUGAAUGCCUCCACAUCAGAAAUAAGGCCUCGGAUGCACCCUGUGUUUUUUGGUGAAAGCAUAGAGGUCAACCCCGAACCGGCACAGGAAAUUAGGUAACGUAUGGGCUUCCUUUUGUGUUCCUGCUUUCUCCUGCAAAAGAUUAGUGGUGUUUAUGAAUGGGUUGGUGGGUGUUUUAGCCAGAGCUGUGGGUGGGGUGAGGGGAAGAAGGAAUGGCUGAAAUUAAAAAGAGUGAAUGGUGUAGAAUAAUAGGAGAGUGUGAGUGGGGUGAGGGGUGGGGAGAUGGAGGGGUCACCGCUUAGAUCUCACAUUGAAUUCAUCUCAGAUCUGAGGCAGAAAAUCACUGCCAGCUGUUGAGCGGCCUGAACUCAGUGAAUUGGUGGUCUUAGCUCAGAGACAGCCCAUGUGAUACCCUCCAGAUGUUGCUGGGCCACAGCUCACGUCCCCCUGACCCCUGGCCAUGCUGGCUGGGACCUGGUGGCAGCUGCAGUCCAGCAACACCUGGAGGCACCAGGUUGUCUCUCCUUGUCUUAGCUCAACUCGCAAUGGGUGGGGAAGAUUUCUGUUGAAUUUUCCCUUGCUUGCCAUGGCAGCUUGCACCCGUCACAGCUUUCAUUUGGCUGUCCAUUCUUUUUCAGUGCUUGAUUAUUGUGGGUGGGUAGGUAGGUGAAAUGAAUGGGUCCUUAAUGAAAUCCAGAUGUUCCAGCUCCUUCCAGUUUUGACCAAAUUUUCCCCUCUAUAGAUUUCCAAAACACUAGCUAAGGGGGGAUCACAAAAGGUCAGGGGGCCAGCCCCCAAAUCCCUUGUCCCUCACACCUCUGUAAUUUGUAGGCUGUCUCGUUUCCUGAAUCUCCUUUUGCUGAGCAGACUUAUGCGUUGUUGCGCUAUCCAGGCUGACAAGUCGUUGGACUCGAGUUCCUAUCAGCCCCAGCCAGCGUGGCCAGUGGUUGGGGAUGGUGGGUGUUGUGGUCCCAAAUCAUUGGGAGGGCUUCUCCCUCUGUGUAGAAGAUGGGCCUGUGCUCUCAACCAGGUGGAACAAAGAAGUAGGAUUGGUAUGAUAUCUUAUGCUGCUGUAACCUGUCAUGGGGAAGGGGUACUAAAUCUAACAAAUAAAAUAAAAGCAAUAGCUAGCGCAGUGACAAGAGGGCCACUUCAAGAUCGUAUAGGAAAGCAAGUGUACGAGACUGAGCUGUGCACCAGGACAGCCCUGGUCCAUGAACACAACUCAUUACGUGACCUUAGGCAAGUACCAUCAGUCCCAAUCUCUGCUGGAAAAGAAAACCAGAUGUGUUGUGCCUUUCUCGUGUCCUUUGUAGCUUACAGUGUCCUGGAGGAGACUGGCUGUCUGGCUAGAUCCAUGAACUAAAACACUCUUGCUUGGAGACCGGGCAGUGGGUGCUGGUCCGUUAAGGGCAAAUGAGGCACUGCCCCAUCAAGUUCUGUCUGUCCGCAGCCAGCUCCCAGCCUUCUUACUUGCACCCAGUCCAACGGGAAGGAGCUGCCUCUCAGCUUCCUCCUCUUCAGUCUCAGUUUUGCCCUUGUGGAACUCAGUAUGAAAGAAGAGGAGGACAAAACAAUAAUUCGUUUGGCUCUGUUUGACAUUGGCUCCGGCUCCACCUACUGACUUCUUUUAUUUAUAAUAUUUGUUUUCCACUACAAACAAUUUGUCUCAAAAGCAAUUUACAGUUUUCAAAAAAGCUUAUCAUUGGCCUUCCUGCCUCUUCUGCCCUACCAGCCAUUUCUGAAGUGAGGACAUACUUCAGUAUUUGUUGAAGUACGCACUUGUGGUGAAACCUUUCAUAAUCAUCCCAGGUGUCUGCUGGGCUUGGGUAUUUUCACAGCAUUUAGGGCUAAAGCUGUGCCAAUCAACAACACCGCUAACCCAGAGAUCCCAAGAUCAUGGUUCUCCCUUUGGAUGGUAGUGAACAAUUUAGCCAUUGCUCUAAUGAUGGCAAAGAACUGCUCUGACCUCUCACCAUUCUGGAAUUCUUCUGAUAGGCAGAAAUUACCACCUCCAUCUUCUAGUCUUUCUGUCUUAUAUUGUGAGGGUUUAAGUUGUGUGCUGAGGGGUAGAGUUGCCCAUCUCCUACUUCCAUGUUUUUGGAGUCUGCUCCAGUGCUCUGUGGUCAGAUUCUUCUCUGAGGGUCUCCAUUCCUAGCAAAGCCCAACAGCCCAACCAUAUGUGGGCAUGACAGUAGUGGUGACAUCAGACUCUUGUCCAUCAGUGAAUGGCAGUGAGAGUCCUUGACAUUGCUGCUGAAUUUUGCUUUUAAAGGCAAAAAUGUAAGGUUAAGUUCAAGUGUGUUUUUUAAGUGGGUCAAACUUCCAAAACAUUUUAAGGGAAGCCAAUGUGAUUUUGAUGCAACGAGUGACAUUUCUCAUUUGGGGUUCUUCUCAACCUUCCUUUGGUGCUAGCCAGUGAUGUUCUGGUGCUUGCUGGUGUGCCGAAAUGCUUCUGCAGCUUUCUACCCAGUGUCAAUGCCACCCAUGCACCCAACUUUUAAAGAGUAGCCUUUGAAAUUUCAAGGCGCCACUGACAAGGAUGUUUUUCCAAUUGCCAUCGAGGGCUCCUGCUGUCUGCACCAAGCAACUUGCUGGCCUCUGAGCUUAGCUGUGCAAAACUCAUUAAGCAGAUUGUGUUACGUGUGCCGUUUGGUGGGCCAAGCCUCCUCCAGGGCGUUGGCAAAUGCCGUGCGCCACACCCAGCGUUUAAUCUUUUUAUACACAGAGCUGCAAAUUCCUCAGCUGCUGCUUGGUUGCGCCUCCAAGAUCUGGAAGCAUCAAACCAUGUAAAACCCCUACGGCAACCUGGCAGCAGGAUGCUUUGCGUGUCCCUCCUGCUUCUUUGAAGACAGAGAUGCUUUUCACAGACUAUAAAAGCUGCUUCUUCAAGUUGGGUGUGCAGUGAAAGAAUGCAGUGAAAACUAACAGGGAUCUAUCUAGAUAUCUGUUUGUGAAGUCUGUUCCAGCUUUGGCUAAUAUUUUAGGACACUUACUAUAGACACAGAGAGACGAGCUAGAUAUUGAAACACCAGAUUUGCAGGGAGAUGUAGGUUUUUUCCAGUUAACUCCCCACCCCUCCAAGACACAAAUCAGACAAAUUUGACAAAAGAUGUGUAAGUGGAGAAGACCUGAAGAAAAUGUGGAUACCAGCCUCCAAGGUUUCCUUACCUGAUCGUUGCAAAAGCAGACUUGAUGAAUCUAUUCUGGUGUUUGCUUAUGAGCAGGGCUGGCGUAAGGGUAUUUUGCGCCCCAGGCAACCUCUGAGUCACUCCCCCAGUUCUCACUCAUGAGCAAUUGUUCUGUUCCAGAACAUUUUGGUUCCAUCUCUCAUUAGUUUCCCUGCCAACUGCCCUUCAAACAUGGAAGUGGCUCAAACAUGGAACUGGAAUAAAGUGAGAAGAGGAGGAGAUACCAUCAUUUUUUGGCAGCAGAGGAUGAAAAUGCAAGUCCCUGCCCUGAGCUGCCACCUCAACUCCCCCCACCCCCAAAUAUGGGACAGAGUCGGGGCAAGGUGCCAUUUCUUGGUCCCCCAUGGCUCUGUAUCAGGUACGGUGUCCAUAUGAGAGAGAGGUACUGAGUUUCCCCCCAAAAAAACAACAACACUUGAGCAGACGCAGGAUGGGGGAUAUACAACUGGUCCUUCCAAAGUUGAUGGGCGUUGUGAUUCAAAUGAUGUGUGUGUGCUGUGUCAUGUGAUCAGUUAUGUGGGGUGGGGCUUACCUCCCCCCCCCAAUAUUUUCUUCAAGUUGGCACCACUCCUGGUCUCCCUCCCUGUAGGACCUGCCCCACCCCACUGCCAACAAAUCCCUAAUUCUGCUGGGCUGGUCAGGCUGCAACCACUGGCUACAUUUGCCUAAUCACAUACAGUGGUACCUCCGGUUGCGAAUGGGAUCUGUUCCGGAGGUCCGGCUGGAUCCCGAGGUUUUUGCAACCUGAGGAUCGCUGUUAUACACAUGUGUGUGGCGGUAGACGUGGGUGUAGCCAAGGGGUGCAAGGGGCAGCUGCCCCAUCAAGUAAAUGAAUAAAAAUAACUAACUGACCAGUUGUGUCACAGACAACUCGGUUCUGCUCCCCCAACAUAAAGCCUCCCCCCCCCAAAUAUAUCCUGGCUAUGCCCAUGCACUCUAGUGAGCCAUCUCUGCUUCGCACAAGCAGUAAAAAGGGCAGGAUCAGGCCCCAGCCGGCGAGACUCAGCUCCAGUGAAACCCUGGUGAGUUUGCAGCCGUAAACAUCCUUUAUCCAGAAAGGGGAAAGUGCCAACUCUCGUGUGACUCUCACAAGACUUGAACGGGGCAGGCAAAAACAAGUGCUGCAAGAGUUGCUAAGAAAUCCAUUUCCUGCUAGACAAAAUUUUGGGGGUUACGGGGUGAUCCUGCCUCUUUUUCUACUUUUUAUGCCAUGCCCCUAUGGCAGCCAUUUUAUGAGUGGGACCUACGGCACUUUCUCAGUAUUCCAAAUGUGCCCACAGGCCCCCCAAAACUUGCAACUCAGGGUCAGAUAUGGUUGUGGGGAAUAGGAUGUGGGACUUGAGCAGGUCUUUGGUUUGAUCUUGUUGGGGCUCCACUGAAGUUCUUGUGUGUGACUUCUUGUUGCCCCCCCCCUUCUUAAAUUUCAGGUGCAACUCUGAGGUAAAAUAUGGUUCUGAGAGGCAUUACAGGGAUGAUGUUUUCUACUGCCCAAUGCCCACUGUCACCACUUACAGCGAGACCGUCAUUGCUGCCCCCAACUGCACAUGGCGAAACUACAAGUCCCAACUCAUCUUUGAGCCGCGCCAGAAACCCCUGAGGUUCCAGAGUACAACAAUCAUCUUCCCCAAACAUGCCAAGAACAUAUACCGGACCACACUCAACUAUAGCCUUGGUUCUGCCAAAAGAUGGUUUGCCUCAAGUGUGCAGCUAGAGCUUUGUGAGGAGAACAGCCCCUGCAUUGUCUACACAGAAAAUGUUUAAUGCAGUGUUUUGUUUACUGAAGAACUCUUGACUACAACAUCAACGUAAGGCUUAGGCCUGCGCUGGAGGAGCAGCCUUUUAAGACUUAAUGGCCUUUGGCUGAGGGCAUCCAUUAAAUGGCUCCAGGAUCAUUCAUUUUUCACACACAGGCUUGGAUAUGCCAAGUAGCUUCCCUGCUCCUAGAAGCAGCUGAGGGAGAUAUUCUCAUGUGCUGAAGCAGCUAGAAGCUGGUUCUGGUUCCCCUCAGCCUCGGAUCAAACCUCUUUAAUUAGCACUUGAAUGCAUUUUCAGUAGUGAGGGCCUUCCGUUACUUGGUCGCCAUUUAGAAAUCUUACUAUAGGGUAGUGUGUGGGCCCUCUGUAGCAUGUAGGAUGUGGCCAAAUAUAUCCUUAGAGAAAGUGAUUGUGUCACAGAAGAUCAUCUCCAGUUUGGCAAAGACUUGGCUUUGCAAAGACAUCAGGUAGAUCAUGGCAGGCAGUUCUUAGUCAUAUCAAACAUUAAUUUUGUCCUGGGAUCUUAAGUAGAAGUCCCAGCACAAUAGAUAGGGGUGGAAAGGCAAAGGGCAUCAUUUUUGCCAAUGAGCAGGAGUUGCCAAAUCACUGCUGCACAGGGGCCAUUCGUGGAAACCAGGCGUUUACAGUUCCUGGGCAACCAGCUGCCUUUAUAAAGGAAGCCAACGAGAAGAUUCCUUGGGCACCUGCCUCCUUGUGUGGAUAUAACAUAUGGAAAAUAGCUGGACGUAUAGUUGAAUGUGUGGGGAAAGAGUUAACAUGUGGACUCAUUCCUUCAGGAGGCUGCAUUUUUUUACUUUUUGCUAAAGAUCUGGAAGAUAAUAGCUUUUUAAAAGACGGUGUUUGAGACCAAAGGCCUUUUUUUUACUUUCUGGAGUAAAGGACUGUAAAACUCAGGCCAAGAUUUCCCAGAAGGGAAGCUUAGCUCUUUAGGGGUAUGAGGAGGGGAAAUGACAUUUGUUCGGAUUUGCAGAUUCACAAACCUAGUAAACCUGAAGUAAAUGGAUGAAACAGGAAGUGACUGUAUGGACAACAGAAUGAAGGGAAGGGACUAGAAAGUAUUGACUUAGUUGUGGAAGCAGUUAUUAAGUUAAUGACAGUUGUGCAUACAAUGCACAAUUGUCUUGAUGGUCAUUAUACAUACUGCUUUUAAGAGCUGUCCUUUCAAAUGGGGAAAGAUGCAUGGUUACACAAAUUGUGCAUCUUAAUGUGCAACAAUUAUUACAUAUCCAUUAUGCUGCUUAGACAUAUUUGUUCUUUUGAAUGGAGGAAAGAGUGCAUUUAAGUCAACUGCACAUGUACCUUGCAACUAUUAUGCAGAUUUUUUAAAAGUGUUCAGAAUAUAUGAUGCCGGUCUUAUUGAAGGCAGAAAAGUUCAUGAAAAUAAAUUGUGGGUGGGUGGGUGUCAUAUAGCUUCUAUACAUGAAUGGAUUCUUACUGGCUCAUCACAAACAUCUUACUGUUCUUUCUGCAAUGCUGGCUUGUUUUUCCUGACUUCAAGACUAAAAUGCAAGUGAGACCCAGGCCUUAGUUUUGUUUAUUGCAACAGCUAUUGCCUCAAAAUGUUUCCAUGCUGAGUGAUGGCAAAUGUCGUUUGAACCUUUUUUUAAUUUAUAAGCCAUGUUGUGUGGCAUAAUCAACCUCCAUCCCAUCCCUUUAAAAAGUGUGUGUUGUGGAGGGUGGGUGAAGCUCUUUACUGGAAAAUGGCAGCCUUUAAAUUAUUGGAUUCAGAUUAAAGAUGUACGUUAAGGGUACAUCAUGUAUGCAUGCAUCCCACAUUUGAGAACAGAGAACUGUUACAGGUAAACAGCCAAAAGGUUAUUUGCUACAGAUGCUGAAUGCAGAUGCCUAUUUAUCAGCAUGCCUUGGGGUACUUGUGGGUGGGGAAUCACAGGUGCUGUUUGACUUGCAUCUUGCUUGUGGGCUUCCCAGAAGCACUGUGGGGAAUUGUGGCAGAAAGUUUGAGGGCUUGUCCGCGCCAAGUGGUGCAUGUUGCUAAACGGUUCCAGAACUGCUGUAUCUUUGCAAAGAGAAGGAAGGAGCUCUUCCACACGGCUAGUUUCCCAACUGGUCGCAAAAGCUCAUCAAGGGGGUAAAUGGUUGUCUGCUCAUCCUGCCAAGCGGUGACAAGACUUCAAACCUUUAUCCAAAUUUAUCCUACAUCAGAAAUGUGGAGAGGGGAAAAGAGAGGAAUAAUAAUUCUUCUAAUCACUUGGAAGGACACCAUAGUCUGAACUCUCCACCCAUCCAGCCCCCUCCUAUAACUUAACAUCUGCACAUGCCGUUCCACUAAAGCAGAAUUACUAUUGACUUUAGCCAGGCAAGACCCAUGAUAUCCCAAGUAUAAUGGGUGAUAGAAAAUUUAUAUGUUGCCAGAUUCCGAAGAAUUGCAAAUAUAAGAUGAAGCUUUUUAUACAACUGAAGACCUGAAUGCUUGAGGUAGGACUUUAGAAUUGCUUUAUCUAUGCUGUGUUGUGUAGGGAUAUUAUUAAUUUUGCAUUCAGAGCACAUUUUGUACAUUUAAGGGAACUAUUUGCCCCAUUAAAAAGGGGGGUGCUAUUUUUUUAAGUGACAGAACUUUAUGUAUUUAUCCCCCCACCCUGAGAUUGCCAGCUAUUCAGUCUGAGUAAAUUAAGCACAGCUUCUAAAAUCUUGAGUGCCUUACUUCUGUAGUGCCCAAACCUUUCUUGAAUAUUGUAUUGAAAUGCUUUAAUUCUAAAACUUUUAUAUUUCACAACUCUAUACACAAAUGGAAAACAGAAACCUUUACCCAAACUGGCUGCAUUCCACAAAAAAUGGUGCGUGUAUGGUGGCAAUUAAUAUAUGAAGCUCUCCUAUGUCACAAGUGCACAGUGAGUCAGGGCUCCUGCCCCUUGCCCAAAUCCUGGGAACUGCACUUUCUUAAAGGUCUAACAACUCUGCACCCUUAACAAACUACAGUUCCCAGGAAUCUUUGGGGAAGCCAUGAUUCUUAAAGGGGCGUAAGAGUGCUUUACAUUUAUGGUGUGGAGUGGCCUCAUUCAGACCAUUGGUUUGUUUAGCCUGGUACUGUCUGAGAUGGGUAGCAGUGAUGUGCUUUUGUCUUGGGCUGAGAGAUUCCUCCACAGCCUUCAAACUGGGAAACUUGGGAUUGAAUUUGAGAACUUGUGCAUGCAUGGUGUUACUCUUCCCACCAAGCUAUCAUCAUGUAAGCAGUUAGAUCCAAAUGUGUGCUCACGCCUUGCACUAAAGCAUGUGAGAAAAGCAAAACUGUUGCACACAAGCGAAAACAUAAGAAUGGGCUUUGACUAACAUGUAUGUGAAUUGCCAAGCCAAUGAAGAAGACAUUGUGUAGCAUUUGGUCUUUAGACACAACCAAAUUUGCACACACAAGACAGUGACAGAAAGAUAAUUUAUUGGUGUUAAAUGAAGACUAAAAGUGCAUGGUUCCAUGCAGGCACGUUAAAAGCACAAGAUGUGGGUAUUCAAUGUAAAGGUGAAUUUCCCGAGAAUCCCAACUUUCAUUGUUUAAGAAAUCAAGAAGUUACUAGCCCUAGUUGUAGAAUGACACCCACACCAGACAUUUAAAUUAUCUCUCUUCAACGGUAAUGGUUUCCCCUCAAAUAAUCCAAGGAACUGUAGCUUGUUAAGAGUGCCGUAACACUUUGGGAGAAGACAUGUCACUUCAAGCAGUGUAGGAGAGCUUUAAAGGUAUGGCGUGACUAUGACCAGAGUUCAGGCCACUUUAAAUAAUCCAGUGGUUUGGCUGUGGUUGACUUUUUAUCACCCAAAUUAACACACGGGCAAGCUGAAGAGAGCAAGUUUUUCAAGUUCAUGAGUCUGAUAGCACAUGAAGCUCAGGUCUAGCAACAGAUAGCCUCAGAAAGUCCUCUACAUUCUUGGUUUUGUUUACUCUCAUGAGGCAGAACAGCCUUUUUCCUGGCAUGCUCAAGCCCCACACCCUUCUCCAGGUGGUUUAAAUUACAGCACACACAAACAUACACAAAUAAAAGGCCCAAAACACUGUAGCAUUUAAGACGUUUCACAAAAGGACACAAUUCCCCAAACACAUUUGUACAUUGCCACACCCUUUAUGGCUGUGCUAGCAGGCCACUUAGGUGAGGGGCUGGUUACAAGCCUCUUUCAGGCAGCUGUUUCUCUUCAGAAAAGCAGGUGCAGGUAUCCUGUAUUCUCAAAUCCAAUAAUUCUUUCCCUCAGGUGGUAUUUUUUUAAAUUGCAAGUGGCUUGUCCACCCUGAGUAACUAUAUGUUUUCAUACUGCAGUUCCAUAGGGGGAAAGAGUAGGAUUUAUUCCUCUUUAAAUGAAUGGGAAUUUCUCCACCGAGUUAGAUUGGGUGGUUUUUAAAAAGUCCAUGUGGUGUUCUCAGUUGAAACGAGACAUUGCCCAAGUGGAAUGCUACAUGCAAGCCUUGGCGUCAUGUUUAAUAUUAAGCAUUGGGGGAUGGGCAUUGAGUAAAUUAAUGGAUUUGUUUUUAAUCCAUGUUUUUAAACCAUGGUUUGCACUAAGCAUAGACUCCAAACCCUUACUUCCAGAUGUUCAGGCAUCUUUCCACACCUACCCUCCAAAUCCCCAGAUGCUAUCUUAAACAACAGCCUCUUAGGGUGGACUGAUGUUCCCAAGCGAUGGCUUUCAGAGGAACCCGAAAGCCAUGGCUUGUUUCAAAUUGUGUUUUGGUACCUAUAUUGCGAAUUGUCUGUUCCUAAGUUGUGACAAAACCAUGCUCUGGCUGUGCAAAUCAUAAUUUGGCAAUACAUCUAAAUUAUCUAAUAGUUUGGGACACUUUUUUCCUUUCCCAUUCACAAAAGCCACUACAUCUGCGGAAAACUGAAAGUAAAAUUCCAGAGCUUAAAGAAGGCAGUGGAUGCUGAUUUGAUGGUCAGAGGGGAAGUUAGAAGGUAGCUAAUGGCUCUGUUGACAUAGAUAUGUAAUUAUUUUUGUAGCUCUGCUCUUUCUAAGCGCUUACAAAAGUAUUUCUGCUGUUUUAUAUUUUGUGAUAAGGUGUUUUGCAGUGCCUUUUUAUUUUUAUAUCUAUAUAAAUAUGGUAUUUCCCCACAUCCUUUAGUCAAUAAUGUCUUUCUAUUCGACUAAUAGAAAAUAAUUUAAGAAUUUUUAAUAUUGCUAAAAACCCUAUAUAUCAUAAUAAAAUGAUGGAAUGCU
Podarcis lilfordi (Lilford's wall lizard) is the source of this 29856-nucleotide messenger RNA. The record is from the annotation of a GenBank genome assembly. Lineage: Eukaryota; Metazoa; Chordata; Lepidosauria; Squamata; Lacertidae.